Molecule: messenger RNA, 2081 nt
Organism: Ooceraea biroi (clonal raider ant)
Lineage: Eukaryota; Metazoa; Arthropoda; Insecta; Hymenoptera; Formicidae
Gene: Syx7
Product: syntaxin 7
Biological process (GO): intracellular protein transport; vesicle-mediated transport; vesicle fusion
Cellular component (GO): membrane; endomembrane system; synaptic vesicle
Molecular function (GO): SNARE binding; SNAP receptor activity
Source: RefSeq, a predicted model, not a curated record
ACCUUGAAUACUUUUUCUAUCCUUUUAUUUAAAUAUAUAUCUCAUACAUGCUUAACUUUACGUAGUAGUGCCUUCAUUUUCAUCGGGUUCGUCGCGUUCGAGGCUGAAUCUUUUAUGAUAACGUGUGUGUGUGCGCCGACGAUUCAAGAUCCGUCUGUUCCGGUGUUAUCGAUCAACACAAAACAUUCUAGCGUUCCAUUUCUGCGAUCUUUCAAGAAGAAUCUCGGGCAGAUAAUAAAACACGAGCCGUGCGUUCGUGCAGUACUGGGAGGCGGAACUUCUCAUCUGCUAAUUUCGUGAGUCAUCGCUUGAGUGGAUCAGCCCACUAGUCGUUUUGUUGACAAGUACAACGUAUACCAGAGUCCAGAGGUUGACAUUUAGAAAUUCAAGAUGGAUGUUGGAUUCUCAUCGUACCACAAUGGGGGUCCUGCCCGAGAGCAGGAUUUCGGCAGGUUAUCUCAGACUAUCGGCACGUCUAUACUGAAGAUCUCCCAAAAUGUAUCUUCUAUGCAGAAAAUGGUCAAUCAGUUGGGUAGCUCCACUGAUUCUCAGGAGCUCAGGAAUCAGCUGCACCAGAUACAGCAUUACACGCAGCAGUUGGCAAAGGAUACUAGCGUUCAUCUUCGAGACUUGGCUAUACUAGCGAAUAACUCUGGCUCUACAAGUCCUGGCGAGCAACGGCAGCGUAAGAUGCAGAAGGAACGCCUUCAGGAUGAGUUUACGACUGCGUUAAACUCUUUUCAAGCUGUGCAAAGAUCGGCCGCUGCCAAGGAAAAGGAAAUGGUCAGGAAGGCCAAAGCUAGUGCAGGUAUCGCGCCGUUUGGAGAGAAGAAACAGGAAACGCUUAUCGAGCUGCAAGACAGCAGAAUGUAUGGAAGCGAGCAUGCAAAGCAGCAACAGGAACAAUUGCAGGAGCAAAUGAACUUACGAAUGUUGGAAGAACAGGAGGCCAGUAUAAGGCAGUUGGAGAGUAACAUUAGCGACAUUAAUCAAAUAUUCAAAGACCUUGGAGCUUUGGUGUACGAUCAGGGCGAAGUAAUUGAUUCUAUAGAAGCGUCGGUCGAGAGAACCGAAGUAUCCGUCAACGAAGGUGCUUCUCAAGUGAGACAAGCGAGCAUCUAUCAAACUAAACUGCGCAAGAAGAAGUGUAUCAUCGUACUGAUAGCAGCGGUCGUACUGUCGAUUCUAAUUGGCAUUAUAGUCUGGCAGAGCUAAAUACGGGAACAUAAUACAUAAAUCUAUGUACACUUGUAUGCACAUGUAUUCACACACAUACGUGUGCGUGUGUGUGUGUGCAAACGAAGUGUACAUGUACAGCAUGUUGAUAUAUGUAAUGCUGCGAAAGAUUGGUAUCUGUGAAUAAGUUACAGGAACAUCAGCCUCCAGCAGUUCUUAGCGACAUCCUUAGUGACAAAUAAUUAAUCUGAAAUCUUUGCUUUGAAACUUAACACGGUUAUAGAGGAACGUGCAAGGAAACGGAGAUACUCACAUCUUACUAGUUUAAACCCUCCUAAUUGUGAUAAUUGUAGGUGUAAAUUUUAAUUUCAGGUAGCAUUUUAUUGGCAUACUCGAGAUUGCCUCAGUCCAUUUGUACAUUUCUUUACUUAUUAUAAAAUAUAUAUAUUGUUAGUUGUAUUAUUGUAUCGGUUACAUCACAUCUCAUGUGUAUGUGUGCGUGCAUGUGUGACAACUUUGAUAAUUUAAUGCGACUGUGUAAUUGAAGAUAAGGAUAUAUGAAGUACUUGUAUAUGAUACGGAGUAUGCUUGUGUAUCUGAUUGCGAGUGCGGCUCGGCAUGUAGUAAUGCUUCACGAGGUAUCUUAGGAAUUAUUUCUACGUAAUAACUUUAUAGAGAGAGCAAAUGUAUUUGAGAGGAUACAACAUUUUAAGAAGAUGAGAGAGUUUGUAUAAGUUAAUAUAUAUUACGCUUAAUUUAAGAAUGUUGAUUUAUUAUAAUCGGGACAUAUAUAAUAAAGAAUAUAUAUAUAUAUAGAUAUAAAAUAUUAAAAUUGAUAAUAUUUGUAUCCAUCUGUUAUAUUUGUAUGAUGGUUCGUUCUCGGAAGUAAUGAAAAAUUGAUUUUA